This is a messenger RNA of Topomyia yanbarensis, 2852 nucleotides long. RefSeq names its product V-type proton ATPase subunit C (gene Vha44). Gene Ontology annotation, molecular function: proton-transporting ATPase activity, rotational mechanism. The record is from RefSeq and is a predicted model, not a curated record. Gene Ontology annotation, cellular component: lysosomal membrane; vacuolar proton-transporting V-type ATPase, V1 domain. Gene Ontology annotation, biological process: proton transmembrane transport. Bases 265 to 2136 code for a protein of 623 amino acids. The transcript is spliced from 11 exons. Lineage: Eukaryota; Metazoa; Arthropoda; Insecta; Diptera; Culicidae.
CACUGACGCACUGACUGUCACGUGAAUUGCAAUGGUGGAGAAGAUCUGGUGAAGACAAGUCGGAGAUUUUUGUCUGUUUUCUGCUUUACUAGAACUUCGGACGGUCCUGUCGCGAGUUUUCUGUAGUUAUCGUUGAAGUCAAAGUUUAAAACUCCGUUGUUUGCAUAGCAGAAAACCCGCUGGAAAAUAAAAUAAGGUAGUUAAGGAAACCACCAUUCACCCUUUCACCAAUCAAAAGUCAACGAAGCACAAACCGAUUCAACAAUGUCCGAGUACUGGUUGAUAUCGGCACCGGGUGAUAAGACCUGUCAGCAAACCUGGGAAACGAUGAACCAUCUGACAAAAACACAGAACAAUCUCUGCGAGAAUUACAAGUUUCAUAUACCAGAUUUGAAGGUUGGUACUCUCGAUCAGCUAGUGGGUCUGUCCGACGAUUUAGGUAAAUUGGAUGCAUAUGUUGAGCAAUCGACACGCAAGAUUGCUUCCUACCUGGGGGAUGUUUUGGAGGAUCAGCGUGAUAAGCUGUAUGAAAAUCUGCAAGCGAACAACAGUCUUGAUGAACCGAUCGAAUCUACACCGGAAGAUACGGACGAGGUGCAAUCGCGCGUGUCGUGCUCGUCCUGCCAUUGUCACCAGCAGCAACGUCAGGACAUCCAUCGGUCGCGUUCCUACUUCGACGAUUGCAGUUAUGGCACCAAUUCACCAUGUUGCUGCUGUUGUCAGCUUGCAAACAUCUCACAACCCGCAUUGGACCGAUCUACGGAACUGUUGGCUUGUGGUUGCCCUGAGUCAAGCUCAAUGCUAGAUUCUCCUACCACGAUUGAAAUAUCUGCUUGUGAUUGUCAGAAUCAACAGCAAGAGGAAGUAUUCUUUUCUGCGAAUGGUCCUUCGCUGUCGGGCAGUAGAAAGCGCACUCACAGCAACAAUUCAAACGCACUGGCAGUCGAUCCAGAGCCAGAGCGUGCUCACGAUGAUCAUGAGAGCAGUUUCGAAUGGUGGUUUCACAGACGUAAAAGCUCACACAAAGCAAGGAGCCGUUCAUCUAGUCACAUUUAUGGUGGAACAAGCAGCGCGAAUAAUACUAUUCGAUCUUCUUCGGUCAGCAGUUGUUGUGGCAGUCAGGAACGCUCCAGUCCGGAUACAUUGGAGCAAGAAAUAUACGGUGGAAAUGUUAGCACUGCUGCUGUAUCGACGCUCACUACCACUACAAGUGCGACGGUUAGAAAUGGUGGGGUACCCUCACCAUAUAGGCCAAUCAGUCCAGACGACCUGAUAUCCUACAUCACCCGAUUCCAGUGGGAUUUAGCCAAAUAUCCGACGAAGCAAUCGCUGCGAAACAUUGCGGACAUCAUCUCGAAACAGGUGGGUCAGAUUGAUGCCGAUUUGAAGACGAAGUCCGCUGCCUACAACAAUCUGAAGGGCAAUCUGCAGAAUUUGGAAAAGAAGCAGACAGGAAGUUUACUAACUCGUAAUUUGGCUGAUCUGGUCAAGAGGGAGCACUUCAUUUUGGACUCGGAAUAUUUGACUACGCUGCUUGUCAUUGUACCGAAACCGAUGAUCAACGAUUGGAAUACCAACUACGAGAAGAUCACCGACAUGAUCGUUCCCCGUUCAUCGCAGCUCAUUAUGCAGGAUAACGAUUACGCACUGUGUACGGUCACAUUGUUCAAGAAGGUCGUAGAUGAGUUCAAGCUGCACGCCCGUGAGCGCAAGUUCGUCGUUCGUGAAUUUACCUACAACGAGGAGGAAUUGGCUGCUGGCAAAAAUGAAAUAACCAAGCUGACAACGGAUAAGAAGAAACAAUUUGGUCCACUUGUCAGAUGGCUGAAAGUCAACUUCAGUGAGUGUUUCUGUGCUUGGAUACACGUGAAGGCGUUGCGUGUAUUCGUUGAAUCGGUUCUCAGAUAUGGAUUACCAGUCAAUUUUCAGGCCAUCCUAAUUCAUCCUAACAAGAAGAACACCAAACGUCUACGAGACGUGUUAAACCAGCUGUAUGGUCAUCUGGACGGAUCGGCGGCGUCGUCUGGCGGAAAUGCUGAUAACGUCGACAUUCCUGGUCUCGGUUUCGGACAAUCGGAGUACUAUCCAUACGUGUACUACAAACUGCACAUUGAUAUGGUGGAAAAUAAAGCAUAAGUCCCAAUCAACCGUUGUCCUGGAAACAAAAUCUACAUCGCUGGCGCUCAGUUCCAUCCUUACUACUUCGACAAUGUUGUUUCAUACCCAUUCUGGCAAUCGGUUGAAUGCUAGGAUAUAAGAUUGUGUAGGAGUUCUAAAGGAUAUUUCACAAUACAAAAUCAAAAUUUUAACUUUUGACUCCAUUCUGUUAAGUUGUUGAUUAUUUUGUCUAAUGUUCAUUUCGUAAUUUAAACAAAUUAAUAAUUAUUGUUUGUGUAAGACCGUUAAUUAUUCAAUUUUUGUGUUAUGAAGGAGGAAAAGUUUUUAAAAGAAUGAUCUUAGUAUAUUGAAAAGGCAUUAUGGAACAAAAAAUAAAAUAAUAGAAUAGAGAUGGAUUUUGUUGCACUCCUUGUUGGUUGGAAGGUAAACAUGUUAACCAUGUAUUUCUGAAUUGGCUAAUGGUAGCAAGAUCAUCACUCGCCAUUUCGCUAAUUUGAGUAAAACUCAUUGUAUUGUUAUGGGUUGAAAUUCAUCUCCGUUUCCGUUUGAGCCAAAACUAAGAAGUUGCUUUAAUUAUAAACGGAAAAUAGCUUAACUAAACAUGUUGAACAAUAAGCUGAAAAAGAAGCAAAGAAGCGUAUAUUUAAAAACAAGUAUAUUACAAGGAAGUUUCACUUCGCGACAGGCUAAAUUCAAACAUUAAAUUUGUGUAAAUAAAAAUGAAACCAUUCCAA